Closterium sp. Naga37s-1 is the source of this 214-nucleotide messenger RNA. The record is from the annotation of a GenBank genome assembly. Lineage: Eukaryota; Viridiplantae; Streptophyta; Zygnematophyceae; Desmidiales; Closteriaceae.
GAAAGAAGAGCAGCACGCAACAAGAUAAUCCACCUGCUGCCAAGGAAACCAAGGUGUACAGCAAGGAGGAGGUAGCGAGGCACAACAAGAGGGACGUCUGCUGGGUCAUCAUAAAGAACAAGGUGUACGAUCUGACAUCGUAUGUGGAUGAGCACCCGGGUGGCGACGCCAUUCUCAACAAUGCAGGAGGGGACGCAACAGAAGGCUUCUAUGG